CUCUGUGACUUCGUCAGUCAAUGCAAGGCAAAGCUCUGUGGCGAAGCAUAGACCGCAUUUUCGAAUUACAGCGCUCGUGCAGCGAAUGUAAUUGAAUAAGAUAUCAAUUGGAUAGUUAUCGUGUAGUGUGUGAUAUUAUUGAAAUUGAUUGGUUUAUGUGACAAGUGUGAUUUUUAUUUAAUUCCGAACGAGAGCUACUCAUAUCUUUCAAAAUGAUACCGCGGCCUUGCUGUAAACUUAGGACAAUAGUUUUAAUAUGUGUUUUAAUUUUAGUCAUUAUAGAAUUAGGAAAUACAGAAAGAGCUACACGAAGGAGACUCAGACGACCAAGCAAUAAAAUAAAAACUAGUGUAUCGAUAUCCAAAGAUCAAGAGGUUUCUUCUAGCGUCAACAGAUUCAGACUGAGAGCAAGGCCAAAUCACAAAAAGACGUCAGACAAUGAUCUCACCCCUGCCGAAUCGGGCAAAAGGAGUAAAGAUGACUACAAAAUUGUGUGCUAUUAUACGAAUUGGUCUCAGUAUAGAACAAAAAUUGGUAAAUUCACUCCUGAAGAUAUUUUGCCCGAUCUAUGUACCCACAUCAUUUUCGCUUUUGGUUGGUUGAAAAAAGGAAAACUGUCUAGUUUUGAGAGUAAUGAUGAGACUAAGGAUGGAAAAACAGGACUCUAUGAAAGAAUUAACAAGCUGAAGAAGGCGAACCCUAAGCUCAAGACGUUAUUAGCUAUUGGUGGUUGGUCAUUUGGAACACAAAAAUUCAAGGAUAUGUCGAAAACGAGGUACGCCAGACAAACCUUCAUCUUCAGCGCAAUUCCUUUCUUGAGAGAUCGAGGUUUCGACGGAUUAGAUCUUGAUUGGGAAUAUCCCAAAGGAGGGGAGGACAAGAAGAACUAUGUGUUGCUGCUGAAAGAACUUCGUGAAGCCUUCGACGCAGAGGCCCAAGAAAUCAAGAAACCGCGACUGCUUCUUUCUGCAGCUGUACCAGUUGGACCUGAUAACAUUAAAGCAGGAUAUGAUGUACCAGCUGUUGCAUCUUAUUUGGAUUUUAUCAAUCUCAUGGCUUAUGAUUUUCAUGGAAAAUGGGAAAGAGAAACAGGCCACAAUGCUCCUCUCUUCUCGCCGAGCUCUGACAGUCAAUAUCAGAAACAACUAAAUGUUGAACAUGCUGCCAAGUUGUGGGUGAAACUAGGAGCUCCUAAAGAAAAAAUGGUUAUCGGUAUGCCCACAUAUGGAAGAUCCUUCACGUUGACCAACACCGCCAAAUAUAAGGUUCAUUCCCCUAGCACUGGUGGUGGCAAAGAGGGAACGUAUACAAAGGAAUCCGGAUUUUUAGCAUAUUAUGAAAUAUGCGAACUUCUUCAGAAUGGCGCUAGCUACGUAUUCGAUGAAGAGAUGAAAGUACCAUAUGCUGUCUAUGGAGAUCAGUGGAUUGGAUUUGAUGAUGAGAAAUCUAUUAGAAUCAAGAUGAACUGGAUCAAAGAAAGCGGGUUCGGUGGUGCAAUGGUUUGGACAGUUGAUAUGGAUGACUUUUCUGGUACAGUGUGUGGUGGGGAGGUCAAAUAUCCCCUCAUUGGUGCUAUGAGGGAAGAACUCAGAGGUAUAUCUAGAGGAAAAGAUACCAAAGACGUGGAUUGGGCUAAAGUUGCCGGGGGUAUAGAAGACGAAGAAGAAGAGGAGGAAGUUAUAGAAAAACCUGCAGCAAUCAAAAUUUCUCCCGGAGAAGUUUCGAAGAGGAUAAGAAAACCUGGCAAGAAGUCUUCUGGAAAAAACGUCAUCAAUAAAAAAAUUCGAAAACCACAAGUCUUCUGUUAUAUGACAAGUUGGUCUCAGAAACGUCCAAGUGCCGGAAAAUUCACUCCUGAAGAUAUAAACCCCAGUUUGUGCACUCAUGUUGUAUAUGCCUUUGCUACAUUGAAAGAAUAUAAACUAACAGAAUCUAAUGAUAAAGAUCCAGAGAUGUAUGAAAGAGUCAUUGCCUUGAGAGAUAAGAAUCCUGAUCUGAAGGUUUUACUUGCCAUCGGAGGAUGGGCUUUCGGAUCGACGCCAUUCAAAGAACUGACAGGAAACGUUUUUCGAAUGAACCAAUUCGUGUAUGACGCUAUAGAAUUCCUAAGAGACUACCAGUUCAAUGGUCUGGACGUAGACUGGGAAUAUCCAAGAGGAGCUGAUGACAGAGCUGCUUAUUUGAAUUUGCUCAAGGAGCUGCGAGUGGCCUUCGAAGGAGAAGCUAAGACUAGCGGACAACCUAGACUUCUACUAACUGCAGCUGUACCAGCAUCCUUUGAAGCUAUAGCGGCAGGUUAUGACGUACCGGAAAUUUCGAAAUACCUCGACUUCAUCAACGUUAUGACAUACGAUUUCCACGGUCAGUGGGAGAGAACUGUUGGUCACAAUUCGCCUCUUUUCCCAUUGGAAAGUGCAACUGGCUAUCAAAAGAAAUUGACUGUGGAUUAUUCCGCCAGAGAAUGGGUUAAACAAGGAGCUCCCAGAGAAAAACUGAUGAUAGGAAUGCCAACAUAUGGAAGAAGCUUCGAACUGGUCAAUGUGACACAGUUCGACAUUGGUGCACCAGCCAGUGGCGGUGGAACUCCCGGAAAAUACACUUCAGAGGCUGGUUUCAUGAGCUACUACGAAAUUUGCGAUUUCUUGCAAGAAGAUAAUACUACUUUGGUUUGGGACAAUGAGCAGCAAGUUCCAUUUGCAUACAGAGGCAACCAGUGGGUUGGAUUCGACGAUGAAAGGAGUCUUAAGACGAAGAUGGCUUGGUUAAAAGAAGAAGGAUUCGGUGGAAUCAUGAUCUGGUCAGUGGAUAUGGAUGAUUUCAGGGGUUCUUGUGGUGGCGGUAAAUAUCCCCUCAUCAAUGCUAUGAGGCAAGAAUUGGAAGAUUACAAGGUGAAACUGGAAUAUGAAGGUCCUUAUGAAACUUCUGUUGGGUCCGGACAAUAUACAACCAAGGAUCCCAAUGAGGUGACUUGUGAAGAAGAAGAUGGACAUAUAAGCUAUCAUCCCGAUUUAGCCGAUUGCACCCACUACUUCAUGUGCGAAGGUGAAAGGAAACAUCAUAUGCCAUGUCCUUCCAAUCUGGUAUUCAACCCAGACCAAAACGUUUGUGACUGGCCCGAAAAUGUGGCGAGUUGUUCACAGCACACCCAGAAGCCUCCCGCAGAUAGGAGGAGAUAAAUUCAUUUUGUUAUAUGGUUUAACGAAUUAGAUAGUUGUACUGAUAAGAUUCAGAUAAUUCAUCUGGAUUUUUUGUCAUAUUGACUUAAUUAUUUAUAUCUGAUAUCUGACUCUUAGCAAAGGCAUCAAAAAUCACUCUAGGGGAACGAUGACUUAUUCAGUGAUUCGAAGAAACGUCCUUGAAUAUAUCGCAACCGUAAAAAAUUAUGGAUUUUUUGUUGUUGUAUUGCCAACUGAUUUUUUUUAACUUCAUUGUAUAUUUUUAUCAGUACAGCUUAGAAACAUAGAAAAAAAAUUAUGAUUCUGUAAAGAGAAAAACAAAUUGCAGAAAAAUAUAUUGACUUGUCUUUAGAUGUUAAGGAGAUAUUUAAUUUUUUACUGUAUUUAUAUGCUGAACGCAGUGAUUUCUUACUAUUUUAAUUCAAAUUCGUUGUACAUUACAUAAUAUAUUUAGCAUUAGAUGUUUGUAAAUAAAUUUCAAAAAUAAAUUAACGAUAACACA
Harmonia axyridis is the source of this 3678-nucleotide messenger RNA. RefSeq names its product probable chitinase 10 (gene Cht7). Lineage: Eukaryota; Metazoa; Arthropoda; Insecta; Coleoptera; Coccinellidae. Gene Ontology annotation, cellular component: extracellular region. Gene Ontology annotation, molecular function: chitin binding; hydrolase activity, hydrolyzing O-glycosyl compounds. Bases 213 to 3176 code for a protein of 987 amino acids. Gene Ontology annotation, biological process: chitin catabolic process; carbohydrate metabolic process. The record is from RefSeq and is a predicted model, not a curated record. The transcript is spliced from 13 exons.